AUGACCACACCUACUAAUGAUCAGACUCUCAAGACCCCGACGGGGUCGAACGGUCCUCCACCACUGCGCAUUCGCCGGCCAAAAGUGGCUGAUCCUCUAGUGCGACCGAAGAGGAGACCGGCAAUGAGACCCCCAGCUCCAACGUCGGCAGCAAAUGGCGCAUCAAGAAUGUCCAACUCCAGACCAGUCACUUCGGGCCAGCUACCAGGGGCUCGCGCUGAGAAAAGCUUGACCCCAAAGAAUGAUUUCUCGGCAAACGGUUUCAGCGGCCCGUUGUUGUCUGAGAAUUACGUUGAUUACCCCAUCGUGACUACAAGACGAGCAUUGCGCGAAGGCUUGAAGCACCAUAUCGCCAGGUUCACCUCGAAAAAGUCCGUCGAUCCUCGCGACGAAAGUCAGUUUACUCGCCCCGUUAGACUCCAGCGCCGAGAUCCACGAGCACGGCCGAACGACGCGAACGUCGAGAGAGGCCAACUCAAUUCGAAACCCGGCUCCGAACAAAGUACCCAGAUGGAUGAACUUGAACGCGAGGAAUUGGAGGCUAGAAAAGCAGCUCGCGAAAAAGAGCGCGCAGAUAAUAUGGCCCAAAUAGCCCCUUCCGUCGGCUCAGCGCCGAAAAGGCAUAAUGCCCCCAAACAGAAAACCCAGCAAGUGACUAAAACAGACAUGACCCCCGAGGAGAUUGCCAGGACUCGGAUCAAGUAUGAGGAGGCCCUUCCGUGGCACUUGGAGGAUUUCGACAACAAAAACAUCUGGGUAGGAAAUUAUGAAGCCGCGUUGUCAGAGACCCACGCAGUCUUUGUGCUUGAGAAUACAGGGAAGAUGAGAAUGAUACCGGUUGAGAAGUGGUAUCGCUUCAGCGCGAAGAAUACAUUCAAGGCUUUGACCAUAGAAGAAGCCGAGAGACUGAUGGCUAAGAAGAUCAAAGAUCCGCGGUGGUUCAUGGAGAAACAACAAGAACAAGCUCAACGGAAGGAACUGGAACAAUUUGCCAGACAACAAAAGGUGUACGCUGGUAAACAGGGAACCCCAGGCGGUGUCGAAGGAUUAGAAGCGGAUGAGAUGGACUUCGAAGAGGAUAGAUUUGCCGAUGAUGAGGAGCAUGAUGAUCUUUUCAACGAGGAUGAGGAAGCCAAGGCUGCUGAAAAGCGAAUCAAGCAAGACCAAUUGAAAGCCAAUGUGUUUGAUCUGAAGAACGAAAAGGACUAUGAAGAGGAGGAACUUAGAGAGAAAAGAGAAAAGGAAGCCCGUCGAGUGCUUGGAAAGAAAGUACGCAAGGCCCUCCAGAAAAGGGAAAAGAACUAUGAUUAUAGUAGCGGUUCAGAUGUGAACCCUUAUUCAGAUGAGGAGAGCUCGGACGACAGUGAAGCCGAACGACAGAAGGAGGAGGAAGAGGGCAAAGCCGAGGAGGACAAGAACAAGAAAGAGCCCUCAAAAGGCAACCUUACUCCAUCAGGUCGCUCACGACAUGCCGAUCCGACCAAGAAAGGCUCUGCCGCAGCACCUAGAAAGCGACUAGGGUCUCCUUCUGAUGCAAGUGGUACAGAUACGUCCCGCAAGAAGGGGAAGAGCAAACAUCCGUCUUCCCAGCCGACACCUCAGCCACCAUCUCGUCCUAUGUCUCCAAGCGCGUCAUCAUUACCGGUCAGCAAAAAGCGUGUUCGGAAUGUGUUAGCAGGCGGCGCGGGAUCUGCUAGCGAUGUUGACGGCGGGGCUGGAUCGGGAGGCGAAAUGAGUGAGAGUGGAAAGGUUAAAAAACUAAAGCUCAAUCCUCCGUCAGUGGCAUCACAGAGUGUGACACCGCAGGGCUCAAGGGCCGGCAGUCCGGCUCCCUUGGGCAGCAAGAGCUUCUCUGGCAGUCGUGCUAGCAGUCCGGAAUCUUUGAGGGGUCCAACACGCAUUUCAACCCCGGGUCCAUCUGGUAGUGCCCAGGGCUUCCCAACACCCGCAGAAAUCCAUGCUGCUAUUCCGCAGUCUGGUAUUGGAAGUAGUGAUCUGCUUAGAAUCUUCCGUCCUCGUAUUGGGGAAUCCAAAGAGAACCACCGGCGUUUCAUAGCAAUUGUCAAAGAUGUUGGAGUGUACGGGAAAGAAGAUAGGCUCCUACGACCUGGUUCACUGAAAGAGACAUAA
Molecule: messenger RNA, 2130 nt
Organism: Aspergillus tubingensis
Lineage: Eukaryota; Fungi; Ascomycota; Eurotiomycetes; Eurotiales; Aspergillaceae
Product: transcription factor IIF subunit TFG1
Exons: 4
Coding region: 1-2130 (709 amino acids)
Biological process (GO): positive regulation of transcription elongation by RNA polymerase II; transcription initiation at RNA polymerase II promoter
Cellular component (GO): nucleus; transcription factor TFIIF complex
Molecular function (GO): RNA polymerase II general transcription initiation factor activity; DNA binding; TFIIF-class transcription factor complex binding
Source: RefSeq, a predicted model, not a curated record